This is a messenger RNA of Haemonchus placei, 3933 nucleotides long. The record is from the annotation of a GenBank genome assembly. NCBI's taxonomy places the organism in Eukaryota, Metazoa, Nematoda, Chromadorea, Rhabditida, Trichostrongylidae.
AUGGAAGAAGAGGUUCGCCCUUCCAGUCGUACAUCAAUAGGACGACAGUCUACAGGAGUGUCUUUAGAAGAAAACGUCGAUGACGAAGAUUUUGAAGGGGAGAAUAGUGCUUUUGCGAGUACCUCACUGUACACUGAUAACAACCGCCCGCUGGGCAGAAUCAAGUACAAUGUCGCUCGCCAUUCUGAUCCCGGGGGAUGCACUGCUGAUAACUGUACUAUGCCAUGCUACAAAACCCGAUGUUAUUCGAUGGAAAGCAGCGAGAAUUUGCAAUCGUUUCGUUCACGACUCAUUUGCCCUCCUAAAUUAUUUUUUCCUGUCACGCCCCAAAUUCGUUACGUUAGUGAAAGAGUUGUUGAGGUAUUCACAGCAAAUGCCAAAGGGAGGAUUGAGCUUCACCACAUUCUUCACCCUAAUAUGCCGCGCCACGUGCACGAUAAAAUUGAGGCAUUGGAUUUAACUGAUGGAUUAUCACGUCAUCGGAUCACAGCCAGGGAUGUUGUCGAUCGGACUCCAUUUUCUGUUUAUGGCACAUUUCAUGGUAGAAUCGCCAUCGUUCGGGCACAAUGUACACCGGGUAUCGAGAACUUAACUUCUCAUGAAAUCUUGCGAGGAGAGCAUCCUGUGGUAGCGACCAGAAUAAACCAGUUAGAUAACUCUUUGCUAGCAGCUACGGACUUCCAGAGUGUUUCCGCGCAGUGCUCUUUACUUGUACUAGAUCUCAUCAGUCAAAGUAAAACCUCAAUCGAACCUCGUAAUGUAUUUAACGCCAGCACGCACUCCAAUAUGUUGGACGUCUGUUGGCUUUGGGACCAUCCAGCUCACUUGUUGUUAUCCACGUCUGAUAGCAUACGAUUAUUUGAUAUUCGCUGUCCCAAUCGAACUGACCAAGCUCUGUUCCUUAAUCGAGGUGUGACACACAUGGCAAGUAACAGAUACAGAACUCAUAUCUUCGCUGGAUUUAACGAUGACGAGAUACAUAUCUAUGACAGCAGGCAACUUUUUGGACCUAUUCAACAGAUCAAAGUCCACUUAGACGGGUUCAACGGGCUAAAUACUUUGCGAUGGAAUCCAUAUAUGCCGUAUGAAUUACUACUUCAUUUUCGAGAUUCACAAAGAAUACUGCGGUGCAACGUUCACGAGCUUGGAUUUGAUCCAUUCCGCAGAAAGGUAUCUGAAACCUUCGACAUCGAUGAUGUUUUCUCUAUGGAACAAAUUUGGGAGGGAGGCUUAUCGUCAAAGGUUGCCGCUCGACGAAACAUGAUAUAUAAUAGCGUAGACAAUAAUUAUGAACUUUUGUGUUAUGGAGAAAUGUAUGACAGCUGUAAGGAGGAUCCAAAUGCGCCGAUGCCUUUGUGUUGGAUGACACCAGCUUCUGAGAGAGCCUUCUACGUUGAUGAGCAGGGCUGCCGCCGUUCAGGUGAAAAGGUUGCUGAUAAUCGAAGGCCGUCAGUGAGGUUACGACGGGCUAAUACUUCGCUUGAAGCGCAUGACACCUUCUCGCAAAUCUCUGCACUCAUUCGGAUUUACUCAGAUUCUAUGCUCAAUCAGAAGGCUCUGAGAGUAAAGCCAAAGCUAAAUUCACCUGGUGAGCAGCACGUUCUGGCUCUUCCUGUUCAAGCUAACUCACCGAUGGAGCUAACUCCAGUUCCUGAGCCAGUCGCUGUCCGUCACACAAAUCAGGGAUCAUCUUCCUAUAGAGCUUCUAAGAAAGACAUCGAGAACAAUGUCGGCACCCCUAGAGAAGCUGAUUGCGAGGCAGAGUUUGAAAUGAGCUGCCAAACCGACGAACACUCGGAUUGUUAUAUUUAUCGAACAUAUCCUCAUGACAGUUGUGAGUCUGUGACCACCAAGAAAGUCGAUAAUGGAUAUAGAAUUAAGCUUCAACAUAAAAUUCUUUCGUUUGACAUUGCUCCCAUAGGAUACAGCGGGGUAUUGUGUCUCGUGGAACGCCCAGUUGGCCGACCAAAGUUCAUCUUUGCACCAUUCAUCGCUCCUGACGAAGGGUUUUCCAUCAAACCGGAGUUAGUGAAAGUGUUUCAAGAAAUUCGGAUGUGGGAAGCAUUCGAUUCUAUUCCAUACAACUUGUAUCAGACGAUGAAAUCGCGGCUUCAAAACGGCAUGGAUAAAAUAACCGACCGAGAACCUUUUUUGUCGAUUCUCCAAGGACUCGCCGAACGUAUACCUAGACGAUGUAUGCAAUGGCUACUGAGUUCUGCAAGGAAACAACCCUGUUAUCAUGAAUCUCCUGAACUCAGCGAUUUCGACUACACAACCUCAGAUGGUGAUGAACCGUCGAGCCUGGACAAGACAUCAUUGAGUAGUGGAGGAUGCUCCUAUGUGCCAAAUUUAACUGUUAAAGGCUUACCUGGCAUUCUGCAACUAUGCUCAUUGGAAACAGAAAAAGAAGUUUCAUGGCAGGACUGUGAUUCUACUCAUUUCACAUUUGUCAAGAUUGCGCGAUCACCUAUUCGACGAAUGAUAUUGGAACCUUUCUGUUUGCCAGUGACUGAAGAUAAAGUAGUAUCGGACGAGAAAUUCGCUGCCAGUAUGGAUAUAUUGAAACAAAUUCCUGUGAUUUAUUUGUGUCUUAUUAAUGGUGAUACGAUACGUUUCAUUGAGUACACUUUGUUCAUACGACAUAAACUUGGGAAGCCUGUUUUUACGAACAAUCCGUGCUCAUUUUUAAACGCUUUUUACUUCUUCAGUACGAUUGUGUCAAGGUAUGUGAAUAAGAUUUCUUGUGCAACGAAUAAAUCCACACCGAACUAUGUGGCUCGUCGCCUUCGUCUUGCGGAUAAGAUUGAAGCAUUCAUAAAAGAACACAGUGAGUCACGGCUGUUGAACCCACUAUUCGUUCCGAUGAUGUUGAUUUUGCUUGGAGAACUUACGGCUACAAAUCCAGAAACGUUCACCAAAAUCGUGCUUGAGAGCCCGAUUAUGCCACUUGGUUACAAAGUUGCGUGGUGCACUAAUCUUUUAAGCUCGGCCAAGAUGAAAGAAGCUUUUCAUCACCUUUUCGAGAAGAGCCUCGGCUUGGAUCGCUUGCUAUUUGUUGGGCUUGGUCGGCAUCCAGAUUCAUUGCACGUUCUUUCGGAAUUCUUGUACACAACCCAAGAUUGCCAAGUUUUCUCUCAUCUUCUCGUUGCUGGUCAUUGUUUAGAAGAAGACGAUUCAGUUUUAGAUGAGAGCGAAUCGGACGAUUGCUCAAAAUCCGAACUCGAUGUGGAAAGUGUUAAAGGUCUGUAUGGUGCCAGUUUGCCAUCUUUAUUCGCCAUGUUCCCUCGAAGCUACCUGAGUGUUGCUGAAGAUAUGGCUGAUUUCUCGCACCUCGCUCGGGCUGAGUUAUGUCGGUACUCGUUUAUUUUACAACGUAUGGAACGCUUCUGUUUUAGGCGGAAACUUUUGAAUCUUGUUCCGCACAUUUACUGGCCCGAUUUUAAGACCACAGUCGAUAUCUCCUGUACAUUCUGCGGCUCGAGUUACGAGACAGCCUUACGUAAUGCUGAGUCUCUGAUAAGUGAUCAAAUAUCCCAAGGAAGAUUACGGCCGACGGUCACACGAUCGGCAACAAGCCGAUCGUCUGGUUCCGUCAGUAGUAACAUGGCAUCGUUGUCGCUCUCUUUUUCUGGGCUAUCAGAUACUGAAACGAGUGCCAUGGCAGUAACUCCGUCAUCCGAAUCUUACUACGAUUACAACGGAGUUGAUGGCGGCACAGAGGCUGAGAUCAAACGGCCUCCAGAUAGUGCGUGUCCACAGUGUCGUAAAUCUUAUCCUCGCUGUUCGCUUUGUGGUUUAUCAUACGGGACACCAGUUAACGACUACGAUCAUCCAGCGGGAACGUUUUCAAUGAUGUUCUCCACGUGCUUGGCAGGUAAAUACGUUAUGGGAUUGUUUACCUCUGAGAAGUUUGAUCUCAUUGUGAACAUUUGA